UUAAAAAUGGCAGACGAAAAGAACAGGAGAAAAUGAAGACUGGUAUUUAAUGACACGCCUCCUUGUGAUCCACAAAGUAAAGCAAGCCAUAAACAUGGGACUAAUACAUCAAUGAGAUGUUGGAAAUAGCUGUGAUCCUGGGAGCAGGCUUUGCCCUGUGUUCCAUCACUCUUCUGUUUGGUUGCUUGUGUCAUCUGUUCAAGCGAUCAGCCCCAUUCUCAUCCUUCGAGAAUGAUGAAGAGGCUGGUCAUGACUAUUCUAUGUCACCAACCAAUGAGUCUGUUAACUCCUCCAUUGUUUCCAAUGUGACCUUUGAACCUUUGCCUGACAUUCUUGCCAAAACUGUAGCUGCGACAGCACUCAGGCCACGUAUAACUUCAGUGGACAAGGAGUGGCAGAAGGAGGCAGCACGCCAAUUAACUGUUUACAAGCCAUUCCAGAGAAUUCAGCUGACAUUCAUCAAAGAGCUUGGACUUGGUUGGUUUGGCCAGGUUUUAGUUGGUGAUGCAGAAAGAAUUUUGGCUGGUUCCAAAAGAAGUCGAGUGAUAGUAAAAUUAUUGAAAGACGAUGCAGCUGCGUCAGAUAGACAACUCUUUCUGGAGGAGAUGGUACCAUUUAGAGAAUUGGAUCACAAUAAUGUAGUCAGCCUCCUAGGUCAAUGUACAGAGACAUACCCCUUCAUUGUCAUCUUGGAGCAUGCUCCACAUGGUGACUUGAAGAGCUAUCUUAAACGUCAUCGUCAUGAGGAGGAUGACCUAGUGAAGAGAGGCGUGUUACUACAGUUUAUGGUAGACAUGGCAGCUGGUCUAUCAUGUCUUCAUCAGUAUGGAUAUAUCCACCAUGACUUCUCAUGUCGUAACUGCCUGGUGAUGGCAAAUCUUAAAGUGAAAGUAGGAGACUACGGAAUUUCUGAAGACCAACACAGGGAGGAUUACUACGACACUGGUCGAGAUCUGCUGCCUGUACGUUGGAUGGCCCCGGAGACUCUCACUCUGAAUCAGAACAUAUGGCAGGUGUCCGAGUUCACCAAGCUCGCAAACAUCUGGUCGUAUGGAGUAGCCAUUUGGGAGGUGAUACAGAUGGCUAAACUUCCAUACAGCUCUCUAAAGGAUGAGGAGGUUCUCCAACAGGUGGUUAUCGACGGUAUACUCAAACUUACCACAACUUCAUCACAGGGACAGACCAAGCAGAGGCUAAAUGAAGUGAUGCAGUUUUGCUGGAUAGUGCCAGAAGAGAGACCUACAAUGGAGGAAGUUAGUGCCUUGAUGUCCCAGAUAUUGCUUGACCGGGAAAAAGAAUUGCAUGCAGAGUUUGAAUCCAAAUGGGAAUGUGCCUCACCAAAUGAUGCUGGUGCUGCUGUUUCAAACGAAUCUGUAGAAAGUAAUCAAGUUUCUGCUAAAGCAAAAGACAGAGAUGAUAAUUUGGAACAGGACAACAGUUUUGUGAAUAUUGAAAAUACUGCUGAUAAUGACAGUUUUAAAAUGCAGAAAACUCUAGGAACUGAUUUGAACUUUACAGAAAAUGAACCAUCAAUCAUCAUUGCAGAUGAAGAUGUCAAUGGUGAUCAGUCAGUGAAAGUUGCUACAUCUGAUCCUCAAUCUUUUCAAACAGAAGAAUAUGCGGACAAAGUGAUAGUGACAAUGAUUGAGAAAGGAUCAGCUGCCUCUGGUUCCUCGCUCCAGUUGACAAGUACCCCUGUUUCUAGAAAUGUGUCGUCAGAGUAUGUCACAGCAGCAAGUAUCAAUCAGGGCAGUGAAUUCUUUUCAGCUGACGUGUCCCUAGAGAACAUAAGACCAGGAGACUUGCCUGGACUUGUCACUCCCACCAAGGGAAAGGUGAACAUGUUCCAGCCAAGCCGACAGGAAACCAUGAUGAAUGCUGAGAUAACUGAUGAUGAGGAAGAUACCACAAGCUGUACAAGUGCUAACAGUGUAGAAUUUGUUGAACUUAAUGGAUCUGAUGAUGAAAAACAGGACAGAGCAGGAGCAGUUGAUGGGAGUGAGGCUGAUAAGUUACGUAUGCUGAAGGAGAGCAUUGAGGAUGCCUUCAGUAUGAAAUCUAGUAUUACAUCAGAGCACAGUGAAAGUGCUAAGGAUGGUGGAGAUGGUUCUCCUCGAGAUGAGUAUGACAUAGCAAGAGAGAUUUACAUAUCUAAGGGCACCACUAUACCGCCUACAGAACACACUUCAUCCAGAAAUCUGACAACCAUUCCUGAGGAUGCUAUUCCCAUGGAUUCGCCCUCAAACAGUGGCCUAAAGUUUGUUGACACCGGUGAUGAGUCUUUUUUCUCCAACGGAGUGCAGGACACUUUUGAAUGGGACGAUUAUAUUGGGGACGAAUUGCAAUUGGUCGGUAAGGUAAAAGAUGCUGCUGACUCCCCUCGCCAGACUAUGGAGUUUACAGACUGGACUCUAGAACAGGACUCCAGCCAGGAGUCUCAGCAUUCCAAAGCAGAUGGGGAUAAAAAGACAGGAAAUUCCUCAUCCAGCAGUAGUGUCAGUACGCCAUACUCCUCGUCAGACUCGGAGGAUUCUGAUAGUGAUGACAAGGAUAAGGUGGAGAAGGAGUUGGAGGUGACAGUAAAGGCCGAGGGAGACACUACGGUCGAGGUGUCCUCCAGUGCUGACACUGCUACCCAGCAGUGAGGCAGUCAACGUCAAAACCUCAAAUACUUUAAGGCAAAUGUUGUCUUUUGCAAAAUCAGUGUUAACAUUUCAAGAUUAAAAAGCCUGUUUCAAUAAAAAAAAAAAUAGGUGAACUUGCUAAUUUCAAUAAAACAUCUGGUACAAAGCCAUGCUUCCUUCCAAAGUACCCUGCAUUGAGCUAGAAAUUAUGUUACACAUAUGACAGCCAUGAGAUCCUAAAAUCCACCCCAUAUUUUGUCAGGAAUUCUAAAUUUAGUUGUUCUAAUCCUAUCAUUGAAUUACAAAGCAGUUGAAGUAAAAUUUGUUUUCUGUGACACUUGCUUAUCAACUCCCAGACCAUCCAUUAAACGUGUUGAUUUGGUGUAGGUCUCGACCCAUUAAACGUGUUGGUUUGGUGUAGGUGUCGACCCAUUAAACGUGUUGGUUUGGUGUAGGUGUCUGAUAUAUUUGUUUAAGUGUUUUUCAGAAGUAGUCCAUAAAAUCACAUGUUGCAAGGCAUUUUACAGAAUUAUAGUACAUCAAUAUUUGAAUGUUUGAAAAUAGAAAUAGAACAAAAAAAAGCAGGAAAACUACAUGGAUCAAAUUCAUGACUUUCACAUUGCAAAGACUACAUUUUACCAAUGUUGCUAUCCAGCAAUAAUGAUUGUUAAGUGUCAAAAUAACUGUCCAAUUUAUAGACAACUAUGAUAAAGCCUAUGAGAAAACCAUGAGCAUUGAAAGAUACAAAACUUGACAGGGAAAUUUAUUGUGAUCCAGAAGAAGUCCUUUUGGUGCUUCGUCUUCUAUAUAGAAGGGAACAGUAAAAAGGGACUCGGAGUGAAACUCUUAUUUGCAUCUUGUAACAGAUGCCGUGGGACCCUUUACCUUAAACCCCAGAACCAUGCAACUUUGAAGAUAAGCACCCUUUGACCUCAGCUUCCCCAUUUCAGACUUUUAUCUGUGAUGUAAUGACAUGAUAAUGGAUAAUUUACAAAUGGUUACUUUUACAAACACUCAAAAUUGAUGAAAGAAAUAUUGGAAAUAUUGUAAAAUAAAAUUGAAGUAUCAGUCAGCAACCUUGUCACCUGAAACAAAUUCUUGCCGUACUUGCUUAUAACAAUGUUAAAAACUAAUUAUUGUGGUAGGACAAAGUUUCACAUCUCAUGACCAUUGUUUAUCAUGUUCUGUGUCACAUUAGUUUAGAUAACCAUGAUCGAUAAAAGUCAGCUUGUGGAACCUCACUGUAUUGAUUCCUGUGGUUGUAUACAUUUUAACAGCAUGUAAACUAGCCAUUCCCGACUCGUGUAAUUAAUGGCUUCCCCAAGUUUUCUAGUGAAUGUAUGUGUGGUGCUCAGUUUGGGUUAUACGUUGUGACGAUGCUGUAGCUUAGUGUGUUGAUGUGCAAACUUUAAUUGUAGGUAUGUCAUCUGUAAGACCUGGGCAGCAUAUCUCAUUGAGCACUCUGCACAUUUUAAUGCCAAAGUGCACAGGUAUUUUGAGUGUGAAUAUGAUCAUGAAGAUAGGUUGUACGAUUUGUGUGUGUAACAACCAUGUAUGUGCAUAUACUUGUUAUCCUUCAUAUCUUUUAAAGGUUUUUAGGGUCUUUUUUCUUCUUUUAUUGAUUUUUUUCCCCGAUACCUAUAUUUAAAUAUAAAUUUUGAAAGUUAACCGUAUAUUAGGAUUGAUAAAAAUAAUACCAUGGAAACAUUUUUCUACAUUCCACAUGGUUAUAUCAUAGCUUUAAUACAAUAACUCGUACUGUCCUGUAUCAGUUUCCUGUUGACAUGUAUGCUGUAUAUGGCUUAAGUAACAUAUUUGUGGAUUGGAGUAUUAUGAUAUUUUUUGUGUGACCAUAUACAUAACGUUAUAUCCUUGAAAAUGAUAUAUCUUCAUUUGAAACUUGCUUGUGCUAGAAUUCAUCUUUGCAAUCCAAUCUUGUUGAAAUUCCAGUUACUAUUGUAACCGUGAUGGGAACCAAGUUAAGUAUUACAACAAGUCCAGAUAUAACUUAUCUAAACCAGAUCAGGGGCUGCACACGAUAUCGGGGUUUAUAGACAGUCAUGGGAAUUUUCAGAUUAUCAGAUGACCCUACCACCUGUCAAUUGUAUGUUGCCCCAAGCUAUUAGUAGAAAUCUUAAGUGCAAUUGUUUUAAAUAGCUUGUGUAAAAAAUUACUUGGUGGCUAUUAUGAAUUGUUAAUAGAGUCUAUCAUAUGUAGGUAUGGGGGAUAGGGAACUUCUACACCCACGGGUAGAAUUUCCCUACACCCGAUCAGUCGACUCUCUUCCGCUACCUCUUACCUGGGAUUGACGAGGAUAUUGCAACAAAUAUAGUAGAUAUAUUACAAGAUACUAUACAAGUUUACCAAGAACAAAUUUGGAAAGAGCAGGAAAACAUAGACAGUGUUUUGGCUGUAGAUAUUCUUCUGCAGACAAAAAUGUCAAUUUAAUGGUGUGGUCUAUUACAUCAAAGUGAGGUCAUGUUUCAGAACGUUAGCCAAUAUGGUACUGAUUAUUUUGAAUUCAAACAAUUGUUUGUAUACUCUUCCAAUCAUGAAUAAGAGAGAAAAAAAAUGAAUUAAAAAAAACUGGGUUGGUCAGCAGGUGCACUUAUGUGGAAUUAGGAGUUAUAUGUGGGGGGUGUUCUACAUGUGACAUGUGUAUCUUACCUCUGUAGAGUUUGGAGUAAUGUAGGCACCUCGGGCAAUGUUAAUACUGGUUCUCUCUGUAGAGGUACACUUACAUAUGUAUAGUUUGGAGUAAUGUAGGCACCUCGGGCAACGUUUAUACUGGUUCUCUCUGUAGAGGUACACUUACAUCUGUAGAGUUUGGAGUAAUGUAGGCACCUCGGGCAACGUUUAUACUGGUUCUCUCUGUAGAGGUACACUUACAUAUGUAGAGUACCUGAUGUAAAUAUAUAUGAUGUUAUACUUGAAGUCAUAAUAUAGUUUUUAACACAUUUUCAGUCAUAAUAAGUAUUC
Molecule: messenger RNA, 5603 nt
Organism: Mizuhopecten yessoensis (Yesso scallop)
Lineage: Eukaryota; Metazoa; Mollusca; Bivalvia; Pectinida; Pectinidae
Product: tyrosine-protein kinase abl-1-like
Exons: 11
Coding region: 117-2645 (842 amino acids)
Biological process (GO): protein phosphorylation
Molecular function (GO): protein kinase activity; ATP binding
Source: RefSeq, a predicted model, not a curated record